Messenger RNA from Verticillium alfalfae VaMs.102, 1308 nucleotides. RefSeq lists its product as hypothetical. Gene Ontology annotation, biological process: transmembrane transport. Gene Ontology annotation, molecular function: transmembrane transporter activity. Bases 1 to 1308 code for a protein of 435 amino acids. The record is from RefSeq and is a predicted model, not a curated record. The transcript is spliced from 3 exons. NCBI's taxonomy places the organism in Eukaryota, Fungi, Ascomycota, Sordariomycetes, Glomerellales, Plectosphaerellaceae.
AUGGGCAUGUACUGGGGCGGUCUCUCUGACAAGAUUGGCCGCAAGCCUGUUCUCCUCAUCGGCUGCAUCGGCACCAUGUUCAGCUUGGUCAUGGUCGGCUUUGCCUCGAACAUCUGGCUCGCCCUCAUCGGACGGGCCCUCGGCGGUCUCCUCAACGGCAACAUUGGCGUCAUCCAGACCAUGGUCGGGGAAAUGGUCAAGAAGCCUGAACAUGAGCCCCGCGCCUACUCGGUCAUGCCCUUUGUCUGGUCCAUCGGCACCAUCCUGGGCCCCUUUAUUGGUGGCACCAUGGCCAACCCGCACAAGUCGUGGCCCGAGGCCUUCCCCGUCGGCAGCCUGUUCUACAACUUCCCCUACCUGCUGCCCAACCUCGUCUGCGCCGCGCUUCUCCUCGUCAGCAUUGUGCUCGGCUGGCUCCUCCUCCAGGAGACCCACCCCGACAUGCAGUCCGCAUCGUCGAUGGCGCCGAGCACCGUCCGGGGCCGCAGCUGCAGCCUGAGCGCCGGCGACUGGGCGCAGCUCGACGAGAAGAAGGAGGAGCCGUCGUACGACAUUUUUACCAAGCGCAUCAUGACGCUCGUCGUGGCGCUGUGCAUCUUCACCUACCACUCGAUGACGUACGACCACCUGAUGCCCAUCUUCUUCGAGGACGACCGGGCCGACAGCGGCAGCAUGAGCCUCUUCUCUGCGGCGGCCUCGUCCGUCGCCGGGAGCCUCGGCGCUGGCGGUCUCGGCAUGACGACCAGGGCCGUCGGCAUGAUCAUGGGUGUCAACGGUGUCAUUGCGCUCUUUGUGCAGGCCGUCAUUUUCCCCCUCGCUGCCCAGAAAUUCGGCGUGUACAAGCUGUUCAUUGCGGUGACGGUGCUCCACCCCAUCGCCUACGUCCUCGUGCCGAACCUGCUGCUCGUGCCCGAGGCCAUGGUCUACCCGGCGAUCUACUUCUGCCUCGCUGUGCGCAACGUGCUGUCGAUCAUCCUCUACCCGCUCCUCCUCAUCCUCAUCAAGGAGGCGGCGCCGUCGCCCAAGGCUCUCGGCAAGCUCAACGGCAUGGCGGCCAGCGCGAGUGCCGGGUGCCGCAUGAUCGCGCCUCCCGUUGCCGGCUUGCUGUACACGUACGGCACCAAGAUCAACUGCUCGGGCCUCGCAUGGUACGGCAGCGCCGUCGUCGCCGUCAUUGGUGCUGUGCAAUGUUUUGCCGUCCCGCGCCAGAGGUGCGACGGCGACUGCGCCGAGGAGGCUGGCCGGGCCAGCGUGCCCAAGCAGCCGACGAUUGUCGUGACUGAGGUGGUCGACGACGAGCGCAUGUGA